GCGAGUGUGUACAUGCUCUAUAUAUCACAGAACAAACAAAAGUAUGCAGUGACACAGAGAGGGGUAAGGCGUAACCGGAUCCAGACUACCACGGGCACAGAGAGCGAGGCAGAGAAGCAGAACUCCGGAACAGCAACUGUCUGUCUCUAUCCGUAUCUACGCCUGCCCGAGAGACAACUGACAACCGACAACCUGGAUGGGCAAUCGACAACAAAGUCUCAACCCAGGUGAAGGCAAGGCCAGUCCAACAAUGACCAAAAACCUGCUCAAAAACCCUUGUGGAGAAGGGAACAUGGAGUCCUGGGAGGUGACAGAGAAUGGCGGUGACAGCUGGCAUGUGGAGGACAUGCCAGGGGCCUCUGGCCACGCCUUUCACGAUGCGGCCGUGACAAAAUACUUCGCCACCUCCUAUGCGUUGUGUCUGAAGAAGCAGGUGGUGGACCUCCUGGCUGAGGGCUUCCCGGCAGAUUAUCUGGAUGCACAGCCACCUGUCACUGUGGAGGACUGGUACUGUGGCCGUUCAGAUAGCGGCUUUCUUUACGAGCUGACCGUCUCUCUCUUGGAUGACAAUGAAAAGAUCCUCCAGAGAUUUAGACCCGAUGAAGUGGCCGUGGACGCCGAAAAAGAUGACUGCUCCUGGACAAAGGUGACGCACAAAUUCUCAGGUUACGGACCAGGUCUUCGCUUCAUCUCCUUUGAGCACGGGGGCCAGGACACCAAGGGAUGGGUGGGCUGGUUUGGCGUGAGAGUGACAGGAAGCUCUGUCAAAGUGCAGGCCUGAGGGGGGUGGAGCCAGAGAUCCAGCACUGCAUGAGCUGUCACUAAAGCCACACGUCACACUGCACCUGUAACACAUGAUGUCAUAAAGGACGUGUAGCCUAUGUUUUGUUCUAACCAAUCUGCAGCGUUGGAACAAGAUGGGAAUGGUAUCCCCACACGUGCCGUGUUAAGGGUGGCAGUGUGCGGCAGGGGUUUGGGAAAAAUUCAUUGUAAUCAGGUGAUGUUAGGUUUCAGUCCCAAUUGUGGGUGCUGCUAUGUAGCUUUUAGCACGGUAUGCAUUUAUGAAUUACUUCAGUAGAUACAGUACUGUGCAAAAGUCUUAGGCACCUGUAUAACAUUCUGUACAGAUAAGAUUCUUUCAAAAAUAAUUCAAUGAAAGGUCCUAAAUAAACAUACAAUACAUUUUACAUUACAUUUGAGUAAUUUGCCAGAAUAGUUCAAAACUGAAUCAAAUCAAUAUUUUUCUGCAUCUCUGAGAUAUAGAACUGGAGGACAGCAUUGGCUAAAACAAUCAACAGGGAAGUUGUUCCAAGCAUGUUGGAGAACUUGCCACGGAUCUUCUGCAGACUUUGGUUGGCUCCUUGCUUCUGAUCUCAGACAGCCUUGAUCAAGUUUUUAUGUAAAUGUAGUCAAUUACUUACAGUAAUAUGGUAAAUUAAAUACAAAAAUGUCUCUAAAAUUUUAUAUUUUGGAAAAUGAAUAUUUGGAAAUCUCAAAUGUGUUCUUUUAUACUAACACA
Messenger RNA from Conger conger (European conger), 1519 nucleotides. RefSeq names its product F-box only protein 2-like. The record is from RefSeq and is a predicted model, not a curated record. Gene Ontology annotation, cellular component: SCF ubiquitin ligase complex; cytoplasm. Gene Ontology annotation, biological process: glycoprotein catabolic process; SCF-dependent proteasomal ubiquitin-dependent protein catabolic process. Bases 197 to 781 code for a protein of 194 amino acids. The transcript is spliced from 7 exons. Gene Ontology annotation, molecular function: ubiquitin protein ligase activity. Lineage: Eukaryota; Metazoa; Chordata; Actinopteri; Anguilliformes; Congridae.